This is a messenger RNA of Nomascus leucogenys (northern white-cheeked gibbon), 1519 nucleotides long. RefSeq names its product BARX homeobox 1 (gene BARX1). Gene Ontology annotation, cellular component: nucleus. NCBI's taxonomy places the organism in Eukaryota, Metazoa, Chordata, Mammalia, Primates, Hylobatidae. Gene Ontology annotation, molecular function: DNA-binding transcription factor activity, RNA polymerase II-specific; RNA polymerase II transcription regulatory region sequence-specific DNA binding. Gene Ontology annotation, biological process: regulation of transcription by RNA polymerase II. The record is from RefSeq and is a predicted model, not a curated record.
GGGCGGGGGCGCAGUCCAGGGUUCGACCGGCCGAGCCCCGCGCGCCCCGCCCGCGCCCUGCGCCUCCGCCCGGCCGGCCGGCGGGGGAGGGGGCAUGAGCCGGCGCCCGCGCGCCGCCCCGAGCUGCGGGCCGGCCUAGAGACCCGUGCGGGCCCCGCGCCGGAGCCAAGCCGCCGCCGCCGCCGCUGCCAAACCGCGGGCGCAGCAGUGGGCGCCGCGAUGCAGCGGCCGGGGGAGCCGGGCGCCGCGCGCUUCGGCCCGCCCGAGGGCUGCGCGGACCACCGGCCGCACCGCUAUCGCAGCUUCAUGAUUGAGGAGAUCCUCACGGAGCCACCAGGGCCCAAGGGCGCCGCGCCCGCAGCCGCCGCUGCCGCGGCGGGCGAGCUGCUGAAGUUCGGCGUGCAGGCGCUGCUGGCGGCGCGGCCCUUCCACAGCCACCUGGCCGUGCUGAAGGCCGAGCAGGCAGCGGUGUUCAAGUUCCCACUGGCGCCGCUGGGCUGUUCAGGGCUGAGCUCUGCGCUGCUGGCGGCGGGGCCUGGGCUGCCCGGCGCCGCGGGUGCGCCACACCUGCCGCUCGAGUUGCAGCUCCGCGGGAAGCUGGAGGCGGCAGGCCCUGGGGAGCCAGGCACCAAGGCCAAGAAGGGGCGUCGGAGCCGCACUGUGUUUACCGAGCUGCAGCUGAUGGGCCUGGAGAAACGCUUCGAGAAGCAGAAGUACCUUUCCACGCCGGACAGAAUAGAUCUUGCUGAGUCCCUGGGCCUGAGCCAGUUGCAGGUGAAGACGUGGUACCAGAAUCGGAGGAUGAAGUGGAAGAAAAUAGUGCUGCAGGGCGGCGGCCUGGAGUCUCCCACCAAGCCCAAGGGGCGGCCCAAGAAGAACUCAAUUCCAACGAGCGAGCAGCUUACUGAGCAGGAGCGCGCCAAGGAUGCAGAGAAACCGGCGGAGGUGCCGGGCGAGCCCAGCGACAGGAGCCGCGAGGACUGAGGGCGGUAUACGGUGCCGGGCCCGGGAUGCCCACGCCACCGGCAGCCCCCUCACUCGGCGGAAACCCGCGAGCCGGCCCUUCCGCGUCCAAGACGUUUACUUCCUAAACCUUUUUAUUAUGAUCUUGAAUGCGGACAAUUGGGGCCAAACGAGGAAGGACACAGACCCUAAAGCCAGACCCAGGUCCCAGCGCGCUUCUGCGCUCUAACCUGGGAGACUCGCGUCCAGCGCGGCGGAAGCUACAGUCUCUGCCGAGCUCCGUGGCGCAGAGCGCUCCACGCGCAUUCACGCCCCGCUCCUCUUCUGCACCCCCACCCCGUCUGGGGCCUGCCCUCCCGGCCGGGGAGCCUCCAGGCACACACCCGCUACUGGACGUCGGGGACCUGGCGGUUGGGCUCAGGCCACCACGGCCUGAGACUGCCCCGAGGCAACCCGUCGGCUCGGCCUGGAGGCCGGGUCUCCGAUGUCGCUGGGGCCCCUACCCCCUCUUGCGAAGACGGUGACUUUUUUUCCAAUAAAAUAUUUUAUGACACAA